Molecule: messenger RNA, 1942 nt
Organism: Magnolia sinica
Lineage: Eukaryota; Viridiplantae; Streptophyta; Magnoliopsida; Magnoliales; Magnoliaceae
Product: anther-specific protein LAT52-like
Exons: 2
Coding region: 1073-1561 (162 amino acids)
Source: RefSeq, a predicted model, not a curated record
AUACUUCUCAUCCUUAAUGAGGAUUAAGGGACGUGAUUCAAUUAGCUGCCUUGAUGUGACGGUGUAAGAGAUCCGGUCCAUUCAUGAGGCGGGGCAUAUAUGCCAAAAAAUAAAAUAAAAUAAAAUCAGGGUAGUACAGUUAUUGAGCUGCACGUCCACGAGCACUUUGGAUUGAUGCAUUUUUUUAUUUCUCUUGUAAUUAAUGAAAAACUUGGCCUGGCUGAUUAGGGAAUCCACAUUCAUUUUGGUACAUAGAUUGCCUGGCUGACCAUUUCUUAACAAUGUAUGUGUUGAACGCCAAGGGGUCCACGCGUAAUGCUUAUUUGCAAUUCAACCUGUUGAUAAGGUCCCACGGACAUUGAUGAAUGGAAAACACAUAUAGCGCUUGAUUCAAAACUGUGGCCCCCAAGAAGCUUUUAAUGGUGGGAAUUCAUUCCCUACUGUGUGGUCACCUGAGAUUUGUAUCAGCUUCAUUUUUGGGAACAUGCCCUAAAAUCAGCUGCCAAAACUGAUGGACGGGUGUGGAUAUACAAAACAUACAUCGAGGUGGGCCCCAUGAUAAGGGUUGCACCCACCUGGCUGGAUCCACCAUCCGCGUCCAAACUGUAUAGUCGAUGAUGAGAUGGCGGGACUUUUUCAGCAAAAAGAAUCCAACAUCGCACACGUGUACAAGAUCCAGGCCAUUAGCAAUGCGACACACAUUUCUAAGUAUGCUAGAGCAAAGAUUGAACAACUCCAUGCAUCAAGUAGAUUAUCAAACGUAAAUAGAUCUUGACCGUUGGUUCAUUUCUAUAGCAAUCAACCAUUUUCCUCAUAAUGUGUGGCCCCACGUGAUUUUUGACACACGAGCGAGGUAACUAACUGCCAGCUGAAUGGGUUGCGUAACCAACAAGGAAUCGGUCAAUCCAUUCUUCACCCUCUCAACCUCACGUAACUGCCACUACCUUUUCCUCCCAACAUUAAAACAGAAAUGCCGUUAUAACAGCAACCGUUGCACCCUCCCUUAAAUCUUAUAUACUCUUUCGCUCUCCUCUACACAAAAGAAGAAGGAUAAAAAAAAAAAAAAAGAUCAAUGGCAAAAUUCAAUGCUCUUUCCAUCCUUGCAGCUUCCCUUUGUCUUUUCUCUCUCUUAAGCUUCGCCUCUUGCGUUGAAUACCUACGCGUGCAAGGCACGGUAUACUGCGACACCUGCCGUGCCGGCUUCGAAACCCGUUUGAGUGAAAACAUUGCAGGUGCGAAAGUGAAGAUCGAAUGCAAGAGCCUUAUAACUAAUGAAAUAACUUUCACUGCUGAGGGUGUUACGAACGAGACAGGCGGUUACAACAUUCGAGUUGGUGGGGACCAUGAAGAAGAGAUGUGCGAAGCUGUGGCUGUGAGUAGCCCAAGAAAAGAUUGCCAAAAAUUAGACCCUGAGCGUGACCGUGGACCCAUCGUCCUCACUAGGAAUGCCGGCAUUGAAUCAAACAUCCGUUACGCUAAUCCCUUGGGAUUCAUGAUAGAUAAUGAUGUGGCUGGUUGUGCCGAGGCUCUCAAAGAAGUAGGUUUCCGCAAGAAAAAAUAAUUCUGCCGAUUCUUCUCUCAACUUAAUAAAUUUCAAUGGUGUUUGAUUAUUAUAUCACUAUACUAUAUACAUGAGAAAUGAUCACAUGCAGUGGGGUUCACCUCUUGUGUUCGAUGACAUCCAUCCCAUUUAAGUGUUUUGAUAGAUAUGAAGAUCACACGGUGCAAAAAUCAAACAAAUUCAAACAUUAAGUGGGCCACACAAGAAUAAGAAGGUUUUUGGGCAGUUAUCUGUAUUUUUUUUUUAUUAUUUUUUAUAAUGUGGCCCACCUGUUGUUCGUGCUGGGUGAUUAAGGGGGCUUCAACAACUCAUUUGCAUGGCAAGUUUCCAUGCGGUCGACUGCAUAUGAUAAUUUCUAAUCCACGUGUGUUAUCUUUUCUU